AUACGCAAGCAGCCAAAAGCAUUUUCCAGACCUCUUUAAGAAACUGGAGAAUAGAUGAAACAGGACAAACUUCAAAAGAAAAAAAUUUUAGGAUUAAAACAAGGGGAGUGAAGUGUGUCUAGGGACUCAGGACGACUAGGCCUGCCAUCCACUGUCCCUUUCUCCAUUAGCCUUAUGGCCUUAUAGUCAGCUGAUGAGGUGAAAUCGAAAAUAUACCUUGAACAAGAGAUCACCCUGAGAGGAAUAAGGCAGUUUCUCAAAAAAUUAAAAAUAGAAUUGUCAUUUGAUCCAACAAUACCACUUCGUGGUAUAUACCCAAAAGAAUGAAAAGGAGAGUCUCAAAGAGUUAUUUGUACAUUCAUGUUCAUAUUGUUAUUCACAAUAGCCAAAAAGUGGCAGCAACUCAAGUGUCCAGAGAGGGAUGGACCAAGAAGCAAAAUGCGGCAUGUCCACAAAACGGAAUGCUAUUACCCCUUAAAAGGAAAGGAAAUUCUGACACAUGCUACACAUGGAUGAACCUUGAAAACUUUAUGCUAAGUGAAACAAGCCAGUCACAGAACAAAUACUGCAUGAUUCUAAUUAUAUGGCACCUACAGUUGUCAAAUCCAUAGAGACAGAAACUAGAAUGGUGAUUGCCUGGGGCUGGGGGAGGGAGGAGUGCGGAGUUACUGAUGGGUACAGGGUUUCAGUUGGGGAAGAUGAAAAAGUUCUGGAAAGGACAGUAGUGAUGGCUGUGCCACAAUGUGAGGGUACUUAAUACCACUAAACUGCAUAUUUUUGAAAAAUUUAACACUUUAAAAUGGUUAAAAUGGUAUAUAUGAUGUUAUGCAUAUUUUACCACAAUUAAAGGAGCCACCCUGCAGUACUAAGAACUUUAGAUGCAUAAGACCCAUAUGUCCUCUUUAUAAUAUUAUUUUUUCAUAGCUCCUGUGAGUCUGAGACUUUGAAAGGACAGAACCAGGUAGAGGCCCCAGCAUCCUGGGAGGACCGCCCUGUCUCUCCGCCCAGGGACUCCCAGAGCGCCAACCCCAGCUGGAUUCAGCGUAACCGCCCCCCAACCGCCAGCCCGGCUGAGGCCCCCACGGAGGGCCCUAUGCCCACUGGGAGGUGCACUCAGAGGCGGGCGGCGCCGCGCCCCGAGGAAGCCGCCCUCAAUGCCGAGGUGCGCUGCACGUUCUUCCAAUCAAAGAGCCCCAAGGUCAGGUUCUCAAGGCCAGAGCCAACCGCAAAGAGCCUAUUGCCUGUUGUCCCGCCCUCCCGUGCUGACGACUGGCGAGUUUCAAACCCGCAGGAGCCAAUGAGGACGCGCAAACGCUCGGCACGCCGGUCUUGGCUACAGGCGCGGCGUUUGAAGAAAAACCGUCACUGAAGAGUCAUGGUGGGGCCCGGGCCUACCGCCGCUGCAGCUGUCGAAGAGCGGCAGAGGAAGCUUCAGGAGUACCUUGCAGCCAAGGGAAAACUGAAGAGCCAAAACACCAAGCCUUAUCUAAAAUCCAAGAAUAAUUGCCAGAAUCCACCACCUUCUAAAUCUACUGUUAGACCCAAAAAUGAUGUUACGAACCAUGUUGUUUUGCCUGUCAAACCUAAAAGGUCCAUCAGCAUUAAACUCCAGCCCAGACCACCUAAUACUACAGGGUCCCAGAAGCCGAAGUUGGAGCCACCAAAACUUCUGGGCAAAAGACUGACUUCAAAAUGUGUUUCUUCUAACCCAUACUCUAAGCCUUCUAGCAAGAGUUUUCAACAGCGUGAAGCUGGAUCGUCCACAACAGGAGAACUGUCAAGAAAACCCGUGGGAUCACUUAAUAUAGAGCAAUUGAAAACUACAAAGCAGCAGUUAACAGAUCAAGGAAAUGCUAAAUGUAUAGACUCUGUGAAUAAUACCCAUGUUGAAAACAAAUCUUUCGAUAACUUUCUAAAAGAAACAAACAAAGAGAACUUGCUCGAUAUCUCAACAGAACCUGAGAGGAAGCCAGAUCCUAAAUUAUGUACCAGAAGUAAGCCAAAGACUGACUCUUAUAAUCAAACCAAGAACAGUUUAGUUCCUAAACAAGCCUUGGGCAAAAGUUCGGUUAAUAGUGCUGUUCUGAAAGAUAGAGUUAAUAAACAAUUUGUUAAAGAAACACAAAGCAGGACUUUCCCAGUAAAAUCACAGCAACUCUCUAGAGGAGCAGAUCUUGCAAGACCAGGAGUAAAACCCUCAAGGACGGUUCCCUCUCACUUAAUUCAGACCCUUAGUAAAGUUCAGUCAUCAAAGAAACCAGUGGUCAAGAACAUCAAAGAUAUAAAGGUUAAUAGGAGUAAAUAUGAAAGACCAAAUGAAACUAAGAUAUGGUCAUACCCUGUUAUUGAACAGAGAGUGAAGCAUACCAAACCCAGAACAUACCCCAGUUUGCUUCAGGGUGAAUAUAACAACAGACAUCCAAACAUCAAGCAAGAUCAGAAGUCCAACCAACUUUCUAUACCUCAGACAUCAUGUGUACUGCAAAAAUCAAAAGCCAUAAGCCAGAGGCCUAAUUUGACAGUUGGCAGAUUUAAUUCAGCCAUUCCAAGCACCCCUAGCAUAAGACCAAAUGGAACCAGUGGUAAUAAACAUAGCAAUAAUGGCUUUCAGCAAAAAGCACAGACUUUGGACUCCAAGUUGAAAAAGGCUGUUCCCCAGAACCAUUUUCUGAACAAGACAGCUCCCAAAACUCAAGCUGAUGUCACAACUGUAAAUGGGACCCAAACAAACCCAAAUAUUAAAAAGAAGGCAACAGCAGAGGAUCGGAGGAAACAACUAGAAGAAUGGCAGAAAUCUAAGGGAAAAACCUAUAAACGGCCCCCUAUGGAACUUAAAACAAAAAGAAAAGUAAUAAAGGAAAUGAAUAUUUCAUUCUGGAAGAGCAUUGAAAAAGAAGAGGAAGAAAAGAAAGCACAACUCGAACUAUCCAGUAAAAUUAACAACACUCUGACAGAAUGUCUGAACCUCAUCGAAGGGGGUGUACCUUCUAAUGAAAUACUUAACAUAUUGUCCAGCAUUCCUGAAGCUGAGAAAUUUGCUAAAUUCUGGAUCUGCAAAGCAAAGUUGUUGGCAAGUAAAGGCACCUUUGAUGUUAUUGGGCUAUAUGAAGAGGCCAUUAAAAAUGGGGCAACACCAAUACAAGAGUUGCGGAAAGUUGUUCUUAAUAUCUUGCAAGACUCAAACAGAACCACAGAAGGGGUUACUUCUGACUCUUUAGUUGCUGAAACUAGUAUAACAUCAGUGGAAGAGCUGGCCAAGAAGAUGGAAUCUGUGAAGUCUUGUCUUUCUCCAAAAGAGAGGGAACAAGUCACGGCAACACCCCGAAUAGCCAAGGCAGAACAGCAUAAUUAUCCUGGUAUCAAAUUACAGAUUGGUCCAAUCCCUAGAAUAAAUGGGAUGCCAGAAGUGCAAGACAUGAAACUUAUAACUCCUGUACGGCGUUCUUCGAGGAUUGAGCGAGCAGUGUCCCGCUACCCGGAAAUGCUGCAGGAACACGAUUUAGUAGUGGCUUCUCUUGAUGAACUGUUAGAAGUGGAAGAAACAAAAUGUUUUAUAUUCCGUAGAAAUGAGGCGCUGCCUGUAACAUUGGGGUUUCAAACCCCUGAAUCAUAAUUUCUUGAUGCUUUUUUUAAAAAAGGUGUUUCAGAGCCUCCAUAAGACAAGAAAUAUUCUUGUCCAAGUGACCUGGAAAAAAGUGUAAUAGAGAGGCAUCAUGGAUGCAGAUUUUGGAUGCUCAGGACUUAAGUAAUUCACUGGGCUUACUCAAAUUUUAUCUCCCCAUGGGAAAAUCUUUGCUUUAUGUGUUUAAGACUAGUUUGCCAGUUUUACAGUAUACAUAAAUUUCAAACUUUUGAAUAUUUACCCUACAACUAUGAUAAAUAUUUAUACUUUAUUGAUCUACUUUAAUCCCAACAUAGUUUUUUAUAUCAGAAGGUUGGUCCCACAAUAUAAUGGGACUUUUCUUUCUGCAUCCACCUUAGCAGAGGGCAAGUUCUUUCAUCGUGGAAGAUCUGAACUUUGACGCUAGCUUGACAGGCUGAAUGGACCUUGACAGGUGGCCAAGUCAAAACCCCUCGUUUUACAGAUGAGUUUAUGCUAGCUGUGCCUUUGCUCAGAGAUCAUAAAUUUAUGUGUGAUCUUUGACUUCCAUCGCAGUAUCCUUGUAAAUGAGAGAGAAUUCUUGUUUUUUCUUUGCCAGGUCUCCUCAGAUGAAACACAAUCCUGAAUUGGCGUGGUCGUCUAGCUUUUAUGUCCAAACCUAGUUUUGCAUUUGUUACUCAGAAACACUUCAAGUAACAAAACGGGGGCAGGGGAGAGGGGUGGGGAGUGGACACUUGCUUCUUCGCUUCAGUUCUUUGCUCAGCUAGGGGAUAGCUGGCUUGAGAAGGCAGUGCAAGCCCCAGAGACUGUUGUAGGUUGCUUUUUCUUCCUCCUGGGCAACUAUUUGUGGAAAGGUUUUACCUUAGUCAUUAUGUAAAUAUAAUGUGUAGAAAAACCUAGUCAACACAUUUUAAAUUUUAGCUUUCUUAAUAUUUAAGUAUUAUCUUAACAUUAAAUUUCUAUUAGUUCCUGCUUGUUUAUCUUAUUUAUUAUAGAAAACCAUGAUAAUGGCUUUGCAUAGAGGAUUAGGAGUUUGUCUAAGGAUACACCAGUUGGCUGUCCUAGGAAACCUCACAAGGAGCAUUCAUUACCAAGGAGAAUGGACUUUGAUCAAAGGUCUAUCAGCCUCAUCCAGGAACUAGAUUUUUUUUAAGGGAAGCAGAUCUAUUUCUGAAAGUCAGAUUUAUAAUAAAGCUCAAAAAACUGAGCUAUAAACCUGUAAUACCAGCAGACUUUCAAUAAGAGAUAGACUCUUACAACUCAGUUGUGGAAAAACUAAUAAUUAAAAAUGGGCAAAGGACCUGAACAGACAUUUCUCCAAAGAAGACAUAAGAAAUGGCCAAUAGGUGUAGAUGUGAAAAGGUGUUCAGCAUCAUUAAUCAUAAGAAUAAUGUAAAUUAAAACCACUGUGAGCUGUCACCUCACAUCUAUAAGAAUGGCUAUUAACAAGACAUGAGAUAAAUGUUGAUGAGAUUGUGGAGAAAAGAGAACCCUAGUACACUGUGGGCAUGUAGAUUGGGGCAGCCAUUAUGGGAAACAGUAUGGAGGCUCCUAAAGAAAUUAAAGAUAGAACUGUUAUCUGACCCUCUUCUAAGUAUGUACCCAAAGAAGAUGAAAUCACCAGCCGGGCGCAGUGACUCACACCUGUAAUCCCAGCACUUUGGGGUGGGUGAAUCACCUGAGGUCAGGAGUUCGAGACCAGCUUGACCAACAUGGUGAAACCCCAUCUCUACUAAAAAUACAAAAAGUAGCCGGGCAUGGUGACGGGCACCUGUAAUCCCAGCUACUUGGGAGGCUGAGGCAGAAGAAUCACUUGAACUCAGGAGGUGGAGGUUGCAGUGAGCCAAAAUUGCAUCACUGCACUCCAGCCUGGGUUACAGAGCAAGACUCCAUCUCAAAAAAAAAAAAAAGAUGAUGAAAUCAUCACCUCAUAAAGAUAUCUGCACUCCCAUGUUUGUGGCAGUGUUAUUCUCAAUAGCCAAGAUGUGGAAACAACCUAGAUGCCAUCAAUGGACAAAUAAAUAAAAGAAAAAACGGCAUAUGCAUGCCAUGGAAUAGUAUUCAUCCUUGGAAAAGAGGGAGUUCUUGCCAUUUGCUACAACAUAGAUGGACCUGGAGAACAUUAUACUAAGUGAAAUAAGCCAGACACAAGGAAAAAUACUGCAUGAUCUCACAUGUGGAAUAUUUAAUUUUUUAAGAAAGAGCUCAAGUACACAGAGAAACAGUGUUUACCACAGACUGGGGAAGAGGAAAUGGGGAGAUGCAGGCCAAGGAUACAAAAUAGCAGUUAAGAUGAACAAGUCUAGAGAUAGGACUAAAGUUAAUACAAUUGUAUUAGGGAUUUUUGUUAAGUAGGUUUUAGCUGCUCUUAUCACACAAAAAACUGAGAUGAUAAUGUUAAUCUGCUUCACUGUAGCAGCCAUUUUAUUAUCUAUAUGUAUCCCAUAACAUCAUGUUGUAAAUCUUAAAUAUACCUAAUAAAAUAAAAUUGUCACCAAAAUGCAA
Molecule: messenger RNA, 6106 nt
Organism: Pongo pygmaeus (Bornean orangutan)
Lineage: Eukaryota; Metazoa; Chordata; Mammalia; Primates; Hominidae
Gene: CKAP2L
Product: cytoskeleton associated protein 2 like
Exons: 9
Coding region: 1376-3613 (745 amino acids)
Cellular component (GO): centrosome; cytosol; mitotic spindle
Source: RefSeq, a predicted model, not a curated record